AUGUACCUCAUAAAUAAUUCCGGUUUAUUUUUUUUAAUUUUAUUUACGUUGGCGUAUGUGAAUUGCGAAGAAAAAGGACCAUAUAAUUCUCACGAUGACAAUGCACACAAAAAAUGCAAGAUUGAUUGGGUUAAGGCUACUGAUGGAGGUGGCUAUAUCGCUACUUGUGGUAUUAAGUGUCAAACGAAAUGCAGAUAUAAUCAAAAGACGGACCAAUGGCGUUGUAGAAAAUCUAGUACAGGUUUAACCAAAUCAUGUGAAUGUUGUAGAGAUAAUGUUCCUGGCGUCCCUGUUCCCCCUUAA
Macrosiphum euphorbiae (potato aphid) is the source of this 303-nucleotide messenger RNA. Lineage: Eukaryota; Metazoa; Arthropoda; Insecta; Hemiptera; Aphididae. The record is from the annotation of a GenBank genome assembly.